Messenger RNA from Artibeus jamaicensis (Jamaican fruit-eating bat), 3402 nucleotides. Its product is annotated as armadillo repeat-containing X-linked protein 3. Gene Ontology annotation, molecular function: protein binding. Lineage: Eukaryota; Metazoa; Chordata; Mammalia; Chiroptera; Phyllostomidae. Gene Ontology annotation, cellular component: mitochondrion. The transcript has 5 exons. The coding region runs from base 533 to 1672 and encodes 379 amino acids. The record is from RefSeq and is a predicted model, not a curated record.
ACGUGACCAAGAGCUGACGUGUGCAGAAGUCCCUCUUGUUCUAGUCCUUGUUCCGUCUGAGUACCAGCUCCCCACUGCCCUGCGGGAUAGCGGGCCUGUUACAGAGGGAAGAACGAGAGGAAGAAGGAAAUUGUUCCGGAUCCCGGAAGUGGGUCUGAGCCUCUCCCAGGUUGCCAGUCUUCCUGUAGUUUACAGCACUACACCAGGCAAGUGAAGAGGAAGGAAAUUAUCCCUGAUUGGUGAAGGUCAAUUUGAGGCAGGUCUGCUGUAGCAGGUGGCACCACUUGAAGUGAAGGAGGAAGUUUCCUCAGAUCAGUAGAGAUCACAAGGGUUAUUGGGUGUGGCACAGCUCCAGGGGAGGGAAGAAGAGGCAGACUGCCUGUCUGGAGGAGGUUCACCUCCAGUAUCAUCCAUUGUGGCCUUGAAGUGGCUGAAGACAUCCUUCUACAGGCCAGCACCCAGGCCCACAGUUUCCCCCAAGACUGAGUGACUACUCUGUUCCUUGGUCCCUAUUACUGUCAGGGACGAUUGCAUGGGCUACGCCAGGAAAGUAGGCUGGGUGACUGCAGGACUGGUGAUUGGGGCUGGUGCCUGCUAUUGCAUUUAUAGACUGGCCCGGGGAAGAAAACAGAACAAAGAGAAAAUGGCUGAGGGUGGGCCUGGGGAUGUGGAUGAUGUUGGGGACUGCCCUGGGGCCAGGUACAAUGACUGGUCUGAUGAUGAUGAUGACAACAGUGAGAGCAAGGGUAUAGUAUGGUACCCACCUUGGGCCCGGAUUGGGACUGAGGCUGGGACCAGAGCUAGGGCCAGGGCAAGGGCAAGGGCUACCCGGGCUCGACGAGCUGUUCAGAAACGGGCUUCCCCCAACUCAGAUGAUACUAUUUUGUCCCCUCAAGAGCUGCAAAAAGUUCUUUGCUUGGUUGAGAUGUCGGAAAAGCCUUAUAUUCUUGAAGCAGCUUUAAUCGCCCUGGGUAACAAUGCUGCUUAUGCAUUUAACAGAGAUAUUAUUCGUGAUCUGGGUGGUCUCCCAAUUGUUGCGAAGAUUCUUAAUACUCGGGAUCCCAUUGUUAAGGAAAAGGCUUUAAUUGUCUUGAAUAACCUGAGUGUGAAUGCUGAAAAUCAGCGCAGGCUUAAGAUAUACAUGAAUCAAGUGUGUGAUGACACAAUCACUUCUCGCUUGAAUUCAUCUGUGCAGCUGGCUGGACUAAGAUUGCUUACAAAUAUGACUGUUACUAAUGAGUAUCAGCACAUGCUUGCUAAUUCCAUUUCAGACUUUUUUCGUUUAUUUUCAGCAGGAAAUGAAGAAACCAAAUUUCAGGUUUUGAAACUCCUUUUGAACUUGGCUGAAAAUCCAGCCAUGACUAGAGAACUUCUCAGGGCCCAAGUACCAUCUUCACUGGGUUCCCUCUUUAAUAACAAGGAAAACAAAGAGAUUAUUCUGAAACUUCUGGUCAUAUUUGAGAAUAUAGAGGACAAUUUUAAAUGGGAAGAAAAUGAACCUACUCACAAUCAUUUCAGUGAAGGUUCACUGUUUUUCUUUUUAAAAGAAUUUCAGGUGUGUGCUGAUAAGAUUCUGGGGAUAGAAAGUCACCAUGAUUUCUUGGUGAAAGUAAAAGUUGGAAAAUUCAUGGCCAAACUGGCUGAGCAUAUGUUUCCAAACAGCCAGGAAUAACUUCUUGAUUUUGUAGUUUAAAAGCAGCACACAUUGUAAACUGUUCCUUUUCUCCAAUUUGUUUAUAUGGUAAAGGAAUCCAUCCAGCUACCAAUUUUGAGUAGUGAAUAUCAUAUUGUAUCAUCAAUGCUGAUAUUUAUCUGAGUUGGUUUUUAAGUCUAAGCUGGAUGAAUGAAUGUCACUACAUGUUCUGAAAACAUGUUUAUUGUCUUUUUUAUCUCACUGCCUACAUUGAAAUAUUUGUAGUAUUCUGUAUAAGUGACAGUGAACCAAUUCAUCCUAAGUAAGCUCCCUCCUGUCAUUUGCAUUGACUUCAUUUGUGUAUCAUCAAUAAAAUUGUGUGUUAAUGCUAGAAAGAAAAAAGAAAGAAUGAAUCUUUGCCCUUUUGUUUAUAACCUAGUUGGAAAGAUAAUAAACAUAGAAACAAAAUAACUGAGAAUAUCUGGAGAGUAUACCCAUUGUCAAAUAUGCAUUCUCAGAGCACAGAGGAAACAAAGGCUUCUGUAGGAUAUAGUAGCUACAGAUUCAUGGAGGAAGCAGCCUUUUAAAUUAAAAGGGAGUAGGGUAGUUAGGGCAUUCCAUGAGAUGAGAGUGAGGGGGAACGGGUGUCAGAAAGGCAUGGAGGUAGGAACUCUUCCUAUGACAGUGAGAAAAUUAGUCUGCUUAGAGUGGAGCAUGCAGGGAAUGACAGUAAAUAAAUUUAGAAAGGCAUGUGAAGCCAGUUGGUGGAGAGUUGUUUGAACGUUACUGCAAUGAACACAAAAACCACUAAAUAUUUUUAACUAGAAAGAAUAAUUGGAAUCCACAUAAAAGUCUCCCCCUCACCUACUGUGCACUAUCCACAGAGGUGUGGCAAAAUGGACCCUUUCAAACUUGUGGUGGGAAUGAAUUUACAUUGGAACUAAGUUUGUGGAGGACCAUUUGGUAAUACAUAUUAUAAGCCUUAAAAUAUGUGAACCCUUAAGAAAAUAGUUGAAAAAUUGAUCAAAGACUGCAUAUACAGGUAUGUACAUCCCAGCACUAUCUAAAAUAGUAAAAAUUGGAACAAGUGUCUAGUACAUUGGAUUGGUCAAAUAAAUUAAGGAAUCUUCAGAUGGUAAUGAUAAGUGUAUUGAUUUAAAUCCAUACUGCCAGGAAGAUAUUCAUCAUGCAUUGUUAAGUAAGAAAGGCAGGUUUAGAUAGUGAUAUUGAGAAUAGAAUUUCAUUUUUUUAGAAUAAUAAAACAUAUUUAAGUAGACAUUAAAAAUUCUGAAUUAUAGACACCCAAAUAGUAACUGGUUAUCUUUGGGUGGAAGGAUAAUGAGUGUUCUUUUACCUUUUUACUUUUAAAUUAUUGGUAUGUCCUUAUUUAUCUAAAAUGAAUAUUGAAUUUUUUGGAAAUUUUUGAAAAAGGAAAGUGUUGGGAAUGAAGUAGGUGAUUGGAGCAUAUACUAAAUGGAAAAAAUAUUUAGAUUAAAAAUGAGAUGGGUUAGAAGUUUUCUUUCUGAAAUGAUAGAUAAGUGGUGAAGAUGAGGCUCAUCAGGAGGAUUAAAUGAAGUAAUACAUGCAAAAUACUUACAAUCUUCUGGCACAUAAUAGUUAAUUAAGAAAAGCAAGCACCUUUAAUUUCCUAGAGUGCAGAGUUCAUAGUUUUUUUGUUGUUGUUGAUCUUUGUUUUGCUGGGGGCAUUUUGCCAUGUGUCAGUGUCAUUUAAAAAAUAGUAACAAUAAAGGUUAACACUUAUUAAGUGA